AUGGACACGAGGAAAGACGUUGUGCGGCAAGUCUACGGAAAGGUCUGCGAGUUGUAUGGAGGAUCAGACGACCGCAUCUAUCUUUUCGGAAUCGAACGCGGUGCAGACAAGGUGCUUGAACUGGUCCAGUGGAUCGAGAUGUUUGGGUUGAUCUGCCCGGGGCAGGACCAUCUGUUGGAUGAAGCGAAGAUCAUUUGGAAAGACAAGAAUUCAAAAAGAGCGUGGGCUGAACGGUUCAAAUAUACCCAUUCCAAGCAAGACGUCCGCAUCCACUUUGUUGGCACCUGGGACUCUGAUAGGCAACGUCCCGAGGGUCUCCGUCUCGGAGACGAACUGGCAAAGCACACUGUGGACUUCUACCGUCAGGUCGUCUCCAUUAAUGAGCGUGCGGUGGGAAACAUACCCACGCCACACGGCAUCGAACACCGAAGCGAUGAGAAAGGCCGUAGGACCGACGAUCCGCCCAAAGCUUUCCCCUCCGAAGAAGGCUUGCCACCGUAUUCCGAAGGCUCAUAUCGCCGUGCCGCCUCCGCUGGCGAGCGUGCGGUAGACGGCGCCUCAGCCCCGCGCCGGAUCGAACACCAAACCGACAAGCAAGGCCGUCAGACCGACACCCCCAAACCCGCCCCGUUCGAGGCGAUCCACUUCCAGGAGCCGAUCUCAGGCGGCCGCGAUCGCGACUGCCCCGCGAGUUUCCACUGGCUGGCGCUCCACGCCAAAGCCGCAGGCCUCCGCGUCAGACUCUCCCCGCCCGCCGUUGCGCAGCGCUUCCGCGCUUGUCUGUCGCCGCGCGAGGCACCGGCUCCGCCACCCGGACGCAAGCGCUUCGCGGAUCUCCUCCCGGGACGGAGCGCGGUCAACGACAGGCGAAGCGAGCUGAGCUGGUGCGCCGGCAGGUCCACGGGCUCUGCGGAGCGUCUAUCGAUACCUGUGUGGUGCAGAGUGGACGAUGGUAAGCCAGGCAUGUCCAAUGGCGGCGAGGUGGAGCCUUCGUAUACCGUCGAGGACAUCGUGGUCAGCAUGUAG
Molecule: messenger RNA, 1026 nt
Organism: Heterobasidion irregulare TC 32-1
Lineage: Eukaryota; Fungi; Basidiomycota; Agaricomycetes; Russulales; Bondarzewiaceae
Exons: 6
Coding region: 1-1026 (341 amino acids)
Source: RefSeq, a predicted model, not a curated record